CACGGAUACACAGAAUACUAUAUACAUUUUUCGACCGGCGUCCUGAACCUACCAAGAGCACAUCACUUCGGCGUUCAUCACCCAAAAAAACACAACCGACAAAGGAUGGCUUUGAAAAGAAUUAACCGUGAACUCAUGGACCUUGGCAAGGACCCACCGUCUUCCUGCUCUGCCGGUCCCGUCGGUGAUGAUCUAUUCCACUGGCAAGCUACAAUUAUGGGCCCUGCCGAUAGCCCUUACGCUGGCGGCGUCUUUUUCCUUUCUAUCCAUUUCCCCACUGACUAUCCCUUCAAGCCUCCAAAGGUGAACUUCACUACCCGUAUUUAUCAUCCUAACAUUAACUCAAAUGGCAGCAUUUGCCUUGAUAUUCUGAGGGACCAAUGGUCCCCGGCACUUACUAUAUCAAAGGUUCUGUUGUCCAUUUGCUCUCUGCUCACGGACCCCAACCCAGACGAUCCUCUCGUUCCAGAGAUCGCUCACGUUUACAAAACAGACAGAGCCCGUUAUGAGCUGAGUGCACGCGAGUGGACCAGAAAAUACGCUAUUUAAGUGCGAUAUGUUCAUCUUUCACGUUUACCAAUAAUAUCCUUGUUGUAGUCGGUAUGGUUAGAAAUACUUUUGUGGACGGGUUUGGUGUUGGUAAGUAUAGAGGGAAGUGUAAAAGAGAG
Molecule: messenger RNA, 668 nt
Organism: Schizosaccharomyces japonicus yFS275
Lineage: Eukaryota; Fungi; Ascomycota; Schizosaccharomycetes; Schizosaccharomycetales; Schizosaccharomycetaceae
Product: ubiquitin conjugating enzyme Ubc4
Exons: 1
Coding region: 106-549 (147 amino acids)
Molecular function (GO): ubiquitin conjugating enzyme activity; ubiquitin-protein transferase activity; ligase activity
Source: RefSeq, a predicted model, not a curated record